AUGAAAAGGGCUGCUGAAGAUUCAAAGAGACAUGAGGAUCAAGAGGCUGAUGAACACGAUGAUCUCGUUGCCGAUGAGGAUAGGGGAGAGACAACAACGCAGACAACACCAGGAGAAGCUCCGUCGAAUGAUGAUGAGUUCGAAUAUGUCAUGCCUCCAUAUGAUGAGGAAACUAAGAAGGCGAUGGAAGAAGCUGAAACUGCUCGUAAAGAAUAUGAUGAAGUAGACAUUAAGGUCACCACUCUAGAAAGUCAAAUACGGGAAGCGGAGUCUUUCGUUGAGCAGGACUUUGGCAGUGAUCAUGCGUGGGCAGCUCUCAAAGGACAGUGUUAUGAAUUGAAUGACAAGCAGUACACCUACAAAUACUGCCCAUUUGAAAAGACAGUGCAGAAGGACAAGAAUGGUCACGGCGAAACUGGUCUAGGUGACUGGAAGGAAUGGUCGGGCGAGGCCCAGAACAAAUAUUCCAAGCAAUCUUACACCGGUGGUCAACAAUGUUGGAAUGGUCCUCAACGAUCUACUGAGGUGGUGAUACAAUGUGGCGAAACGUCAGAAUUAAUCGAGGCCACGGAGCCGGCAAAAUGCGAAUAUCGUUUCGUAUUCCGGACGCCAGCUGCAUGCACAGAUCCUGACCAAGAGGCACCGCCUCACAUGGAGCUAUGA
This is a messenger RNA of Ostertagia ostertagi, 663 nucleotides long. The record is from the annotation of a GenBank genome assembly. Lineage: Eukaryota; Metazoa; Nematoda; Chromadorea; Rhabditida; Trichostrongylidae.